Ipomoea triloba (trilobed morning glory) is the source of this 1232-nucleotide messenger RNA. Its product is annotated as bark storage protein A-like. Gene Ontology annotation, molecular function: catalytic activity. Gene Ontology annotation, biological process: nucleoside metabolic process. Lineage: Eukaryota; Viridiplantae; Streptophyta; Magnoliopsida; Solanales; Convolvulaceae. The transcript is spliced from 5 exons. The record is from RefSeq and is a predicted model, not a curated record. Bases 36 to 1043 code for a protein of 335 amino acids.
AUCCCCUCUAGGAAAACAUCCACAGAGGCAAAAACAUGGCAGCCAAUAACCACUACAUUAUGCAUCUUCCACUUAUUAUAGCUUUCAUCUUGGCGCUACUGGUCCCUGCAGUGUCUGCAAUUCCAAGUAAAAGUUUGAGCUCCAUUGUAAAGGAGCUGAAUGAAGAAGGCCCUUAUCUUGGUCUCAUCACAGUAUAUCCUCCAGAAGAGAAUGCUUUCUUCUCAACCAACUCCUUCAAGCCUCACCCAACCCACCCUUAUGUGGACUUAUCAGGCAGGAGAUUUCGGGCUGGGAAAGUAGAAGGAAAGAAAGUAAUUUACGUGAGAUGCGGCGUUGGAAUGGUGAAUGCUGCAGCUGCAACACAGCAAAUGCUGGAUCUGUUUGACGUAACAGGAGUUGUGCAUUUCGGCAUAGCCGGAAACGCCAACGAUUCCUUGUCGAUCGGAGAUGUCUCGAUCCCGCGCCAAUUGGCUCAGACAGGUGUUUGGGACUGGCUGAACCCUAAUUCAACAAUUCCUGCAAGUGACGCCGCUGUAUUAGAAAUCGAGAGGUAUAAUGUACCGGAAGGGGGAAGUAACCAAUUAGGGCGAAUCGGAUAUAGCCCUGAAGAAGAUCCGAGUACUGCUCAGAGAACUAUUUGGUUUAAUACUUCCAAGCAUUGGCUUCGAUUAGCUUCAAAUUUACAGGGGGUGAAAUUGGAGCGAUGCGUGAAUUCCAGCGUGUGCCUUUCGCAGCAGCCUAAGCUUUUUGUUGGGCUUAAGGGAUCAACGUCCAACAUUUUCAUUGACAAUGCAGCUUACAGGGAGUUCCUGUUUCAAACUUUUGGGAUUUCAUCAGUUGACAUGGAGAGCGCGGCUGUUGUAAAGACGAGCGUGUCGAAUGGUUUUCCGGUGAUAGUAAUUCGUGGAUUGUCGGACUUGGCCGGAGCACAGAGGGGAGAGAACGUGAUUGGGUUGUUUGGACCUCUAGCAGCUAUAAAUACUGCCAAUGUGGUUAAUCAAUUUGUGAAGUCACUGCCACCAGAUACAACUGCUGGAAAUUAGACUUAUGUGUGGUUUAUUUGCAUUUUUAGUUUGAGCCAAUCAUUUGCUAAAUUAAGUCACAGUGCAAGUUUCACCUAAAGUGUACCUUUUAAUAGCAGUUGCAUGCUUUUCCAUAAAUCAGAGAAAAGUAGUCUUAUGUAACAAGUAAACAUCCUUAUGCAAUAAAAUAAAAAUAUGUUACAAGUUCAA